Molecule: messenger RNA, 2818 nt
Organism: Lingula anatina
Lineage: Eukaryota; Metazoa; Brachiopoda; Lingulata; Lingulida; Lingulidae
Product: cytochrome P450 3A4-like
Molecular function (GO): oxidoreductase activity, acting on paired donors, with incorporation or reduction of molecular oxygen; iron ion binding; steroid hydroxylase activity
Source: RefSeq, a predicted model, not a curated record
UCUCCCUUCACGCAACAAGGUCGCCAUUUUCAGUCCCGGUUUAUUUGCACGUAUACAGAGUAGGUCAUAGUUGCUGUGCAGCCUUCGUUAGCAUGGAUUUCUUCAUCCUUCCGUCCUGGUUAGUCGUCGUGGUGGUUGUGGCCGUCCUGACCAUCAUCUACCUACACUACAGCAAGGACAACAGGCGGAAGUUUGGCCUUCCAGGACCACCUCCAUUGCCAGUGUUUGGGAACAUAAUAGACAUGUUCAAGUACGGCCUAUGUGGCUUAGAUCGCCAUUUUAUUAAGAUGUACGGCAAGGUGUUCGCGCUGUCUACAGGUGUUUUUGGGCACUUUUUAGGGGACAUUGUGAUCGCAGACACGGAAAUGUUAAAAGAGGUGAUGGUGAAACAAGCAAGCAUCUUCUCGGAUCGGAAUGCAGAUCCGGACACACUUGUGACACCUUUCGAUCAGUCGGUGUUUUCAGUGAGAGGUGAACAUUGGAAACAGAUGCGAAGCACGUUAACUCCAACAUUCAGUUCUGGAAAACUGCGACGCAUGGAGGCAAUGAUUCUGAAGUGCGCCAACACCCUGAUCAAGAACCUGAAGAAGAAAGCCGAAGCUAAAGAGAGUUUUGACAACUCAGUCUGGGGCUGCUACACGAUGGACGUGAUAUGUGCUACAGCUUUUGGGAUCGAGGUUGAUUCAUUGAAUAACCCUAAUCACCCGUAUGUUACAAAUGCCGAACGUGCUAAUAGUUUUAAAGUGACAGAUCCCGCAGUGCUUGGCAUUUUAUUUUUUCCACGAUUGAUGAAAAAACUACAACACAUUCUACGCUACGUUCCCGGAUUCCGUGGGGUAUUAAUGUCUUUCCUGUUUUUUGGCAACGAAACAAAAGAGCUACUGAAAGAGAGAGAACAAGCCCAAGAGGGACACUACAACGAUUUUCUACAGUUGAUGCUUACCGCCCAUACCAUGUCAGCAACCGAAGUUGGGGACGACGAAAAGGAGGUUCAAAAAUGGAAGAAAAAAUCUCUAACGACGGAGGAAAUUGCCGGUAACGGGUUGUUAUUCUUUAGUGCAGGGCAUGGCACCGCAAGUGAUACCUUAGGGUUUACGACAUAUCUCCUAGCGGCCCACCCCGACGUCCAGCAACGACUCAUCGAGGAGAUUGAUGACGUUCUUCAAGGCACAGAACCCAGCUACGACAACGUGUCAAAGUUGACCUAUCUAGAGCAGGUCUUGAACGAGGCAAUGAGGCUGUAUCCCGUAGGGUUUCGCAUGGAUCGAGUUCCAAACCAAGACACCACAGUAAACGGGUUAUUCAUCCCCAAGGGGACGUGCGUGAUUAUUCCGAUCUACGCUAUCCACAUGGAUCCUGAAAAGUAUCCAGACCCCGAGAAAUUCGACCCAGAGCGAUUCACACCGGAGGCCAAAGCAAAACGGAACCCAUAUUGGUACAUGCCCUUCGGAAUGGGCCCCCGCAACUGUAUUGGUAUGCGUCUGGCCCUGCUCGAGAUGAAGAUUAUCCUUGUGAAGGUCCUGCAGAACUUCACUUUGAAGACAUGCGCGGAGACGCAAAUACCACUGGUUCUCUCUACAUCAAAUCCAAUGAAACCCGAAAAGCCAAUAGUAUUGAAAGUUGAGGGUAGAAAUGCGUAAAUUGAAUACCAUGUUUUCCAAUAGGCCUAAAGUUAGUUUUUUUCAUCCGGAGGCACUCUAUACAGGAUUUCCAAGCCAAAAUGAAUUUCUUUAAGAAAAAAAAAAAAUUCUCAUAAUCAUGCUUGACUCGUACUUGUAAUUUGAUAAUUUAGCUGUAAAUGAUUGGCCCUUCCUUUAGAAUGGUAUCUUUCAGACCCUCCCGGGCAUGGCCUAGUUUUCAUUUCCUUCCACUUCAUACCACAGGAAAAUAGCGCAGUGCUAAAUUACAGCCCUGUGUUGUGUAUAAUACACACGUUGCGAGCUGCCAAAGUACCUGACAAUAAUUAAAUGACAUAUCAGGCACUAGGUAUGCUUAAAAAAAGAUUUACGGAUUUUUAUCGUUUUUACUGUCUUAAAUGAGGACGUGCAGAUUUUUCAAGAUCAGACUGACUGUCGGGAAAAUCCAAUUCCGUGCAGUGUACCUUUAAGUUUAAACACGUAUUUUCCAUAUCAUAUUAAAGUGCUCCUUUGAAAUGCUGAGUGAAAGUUGAUUUUAAAGCAUCGCAUUUGAGUUAAUACCGGAAAUGGAUUUUUAUUUUAAAUUAUUUUAUUCAAAGAUUGCAUUUCAAUUUUGUUAAAGGAACCUUGGAAUAGACAGUUGCUUAGUUGUUAUAGAAUUGUAUUUAUUAUACUAAAUGGAAAAGUAUAGAAAGGACAGGGUAUUUAAUAUAUGCUAAUUGAUCAUCGUGAGAAAAACCAGUUUUAUUACAUUGAGACGAUUCCAUCAUUCUCACUACAAUUUAUACUUUUACUUAAAUUUGAAAAUGCAAUUGGGUUUUCAAAAAUAACUGACAGCAACAUUGAAAAACAAUGUACCAAGAAGAGUUGGCAAAAUUGCCAUAUUCAUCCCACAUGUAAUUGCUUUUGUGUAGAAUCUAUUGUCAUUACUCAGCUUUGGAAAUUCCUACAUAACCAAGAGUGGCAUAUAUUCGGAAAGAGAAUAGCAUAUAUUUGCUCUUCUUGAAUAGAUGUAAGUUGGCUAAUAUUUUAUCCUAGCAGAUAUGUUUAUUUAGUAUGUUCUGAAGUAAAAUUCCUGCUCUGGAUUUUGAUAGCUAAUAUACGGUAUAUAUACAACCAAGAGUUGUAUAUUAUAUAUGGAUACAAACUCGCAUAUGGUUGUUCUUUACUCUUGAUUAAAA